AGUAAAGGUCUGUUGAAGAAACGUGACUUAUUUGCACCAGAACCGAUAAUUUAUCCAUUUGAUGCUGAGUUACGUCGUAUUACAAGACUUUUCUUGGAUACAAUGGUCGUCGUGUUGAUCCUUUUGCUUCUGUGCACCACGUCUUUGGCUUGGAAUCCUACCAUGUGUUCGAGAAAUUACUUAAGCGAUAAACCACUCCGAUGCUAUGCUUGCAAGAGUGAGGACGCUUUUAUAAGGCACGAUUCGAGCGAUUCGGAAAUUUAUUCUUGCGAGAGCAACCUCGGAUUUGUUACAACAUGCGAUGUUGGUGAGGCCUGCGAAACUACUUUCAAACGAGAUAAAGUUUUCUACCGCGGAUGUCACAUGCCAUCUCUAUCUCGCUUGCGUAAUAAUAAUGAGACCCAGCAGAACUAUCUUAUGGAUCGACGUAAAAAGGAAUUUGCCGAUGACAUCAACUCUGCUGAAAUUUUUGCGUGCGUGGAGGAGAGAAACGUGUUGGAGAAGCACGUCGUCAUUUUGCAUUGUCCAUGCACUUGCGACUUAUGCAAUGAUUUCACGGGCAAGUUGUAUUAUGCAGUGUCCACCGGGAUUAGCAUGCAGUGUUUCGCGUCCGUUAUUGUACCGAUUGCAAUGGCUUAUGGCUUUCUUCAUCUUGACCAUCUUUGACCUGGACGAGUGUUGAAAUUACAUUUUAAGCUUCAGUUUCUCUCUUCUCAGCAGAUGCGUCGUUUUUUCUCAAGCGCUAAUUUUGGGUUUGGAUUACAUAACUUCAGGCCAUUUCGCUGAACGAGCCUGCUGCUUAUAUGCUGUUUCUGUCUGAUCAAAUUUUAUUGCAAAUAUAUGAUGUGUAAUGUGCUGCUGCUGUAUUUGUGAAAAAAUGCUGAAGAAAGAAAUUCGGACCUGAACCAUCUGCACUGGAAUUAAUUGUCUUAUCUGCCUUCGAAUACAAUAUUAAAACAGUCGUAUAUAUUAGACAGUUCAGAAAAUGUUAUCAAUUAAUGCAC
Messenger RNA from Notodromas monacha, 1004 nucleotides. The record is from the annotation of a GenBank genome assembly. NCBI's taxonomy places the organism in Eukaryota, Metazoa, Arthropoda, Ostracoda, Podocopida, Cyprididae.